Messenger RNA from Candoia aspera, 2126 nucleotides. RefSeq names its product acidic leucine-rich nuclear phosphoprotein 32 family member B-like. Gene Ontology annotation, molecular function: histone binding. Gene Ontology annotation, biological process: regulation of apoptotic process. The transcript is spliced from 7 exons. The record is from RefSeq and is a predicted model, not a curated record. Gene Ontology annotation, cellular component: nucleus. The coding region runs from base 98 to 868 and encodes 256 amino acids. Lineage: Eukaryota; Metazoa; Chordata; Lepidosauria; Squamata; Candoiidae.
CGACUUCGCUCCCGAGCAGGGCCGCGGCUUGAUCGCUGGUGGCGGCGGCGGCGGCGGCGCGGGCUCCCGGGGCCCGGUUGGAGAGCUGCGCUGCGCCAUGGAGAUGAAGAAGCGGCUGACGCUGGAGCUGCGCAACAUGAAGCCCGGCGAGGUGAAGGAGCUGGUGCUGGACAACUGUCGUUCGGACGAUGGCAAGAUCAGCGGGCUCUCCUCUGAUUUUGAAAACCUGGAAUUCCUCAGCAUGAUCAAUGUCAACCUUCUCUCCGUCUCCAACCUCCCUAAGCUUAACAAACUCCGGAAGCUGGAGCUGAGCGACAAUCGUAUUUCUGGCGGCCUGGAAGUCCUUGCAGAGAAAACACCUAAUUUGACGCACUUGAACCUCAGUGGGAAUAAAAUCAAAGAGAUCAACACGUUGGAACCUCUGAAAAAGCUGCCCCACCUGCGGAACCUCGACCUCUUCAACUGCGAGGUGACGACGCUGAUCAACUACCGGGAGAGCAUCUUUGUCCUCCUGCCCCAGCUGAUCUAUCUUGACGGGUUCGACACCAACGACAAAGAGGCCCCGGACUCGGACCCAGAAGCUGACGGGCUGGACGAUGAGUUCGACGAGAAUGGAGAUGAAGAUGAGGAGGAGGAGGAGGAGGAGGAGGAAGACGAAGAGUUAGAUGACGAUGCUGUGGAUGAUGAAGACGAAGAUGACUUGGAUGGGGAAGAGGAGGAGAAUGGGGGCGAUGAUGAGGAUGAAGAGGAUGAGGAUGACGGAGACGAGGAUGACGAAGAAGAAGCUGAGGUCCAGCAGGGCAAGAAGCGGAAACGAGAAUUGGAGGAAGAAGCCUAUGAAGAGGAGGAUGAAGACAAAGAUGACUGAGGCUGCCGCCGCCGCCUCCUUGGCUCCUUUGCAGGCCAAUCCGUUUUUUGCGGACUGUGACUUUCCUGGCCUCGCUGUCCCCCUUUGUGAGACUGUGACAAGUCCCCCCUCUGCCUCCCGGCCACCCGCUCUUUUGUACGGCUGCAACACCCACAGUAUAUAUUUUUUUAAGAUGUAGAGAACAAUAGGUGUUUCAGGAGAAGUUGGAUUUUUGUUAGCUUUCUCUCCCCCCCCCCCCCCCAAUGCUCCUGCAGUGCAUCCUUUCCCCUUUUUUCCACCACUCCCUUACUUGGAGUAUUUGGCGACCAAAGGCUUAUUAAUUCCAGGGCAGGUUCAGUGAACCUGCAGUGAUUUCAGUUUCUCUCUUCUCCCCCCUCCCCCACUUUGGCCCCCCUCCAUGACUGCCCUGGAGUCUGAUCCAGGAUGCAUUUGGACACGGCUACUCCUGGUUUCUGAGAAAAGCAGCCUCGGGCCCCAAGUGGGCUGCGGGUGCCCCACUCUGCCAGGGAGGCUGAAGAUGCAACUUUCUGGAAAUAAGGCAGAGCCGGUGCACGGUGCAGACGUGGCCACCAGGAUGAAUUCCAGAUGCUGGGCCCUCCCUCCCUGCAGCACAGUUUGUGGUGAUGCUGAUCAAGGUGUUGUGGCUGGAUUGUCAGUUGUUUGCUGCAAUUUUUUUUUCUUGUUUGCUUUUCUUCCGCCAUUUGUUGGGUCUGCAGCCAUCAACAGCCAAGAUGGCUUUUGCUGUUCCCUUUAGCAGUUCAGCUGUCCCCAAAUGGGCGUGCUCCGUCCAGAUGUGUGGGGCAGCAGUUCCCAUGGCAAGCCACACCGCAGGGAGAGUUUCGCGCUGUUUGCUUAUCAGGAUAGCAAAAGCAGGAUGGGGAGGUUGCGUCUCUCCCCCCCAAAAAGAACUGCAGUUAAAAAAAUUAGAAUUUUGCAGUUGCGAGCCCUAUUUUGUCUUUUUCUUUUUGUACAGUUCCGUACAAACCUGGCUAGAGAACACUGCACAAACAACACAAAUCUCACAGCUCAACGUUGGGGGCUGUGGUUAAUGUUUCCGCUCCUUCCCUACUCCUGGCCGAUGGUGGUUUAAGAUUACGUCUUAGCCCUAGUUUGCAAAGUCAGCCCAGAUUGGUCAAAACUAGUCCCAUAAAUAAUAUCAUCCCCUCUUUGGAAUUUUUGGUCCUCUUUUAUAUAUCUCCUUUUUGUUAAGAAAUUUGAAUAAGACUUUUAAUAAAAGACUUUGGUUUUUAAAAAGUAA